Cajanus cajan (pigeon pea) is the source of this 1026-nucleotide messenger RNA. RefSeq lists its product as uncharacterized. The record is from RefSeq and is a predicted model, not a curated record. NCBI's taxonomy places the organism in Eukaryota, Viridiplantae, Streptophyta, Magnoliopsida, Fabales, Fabaceae.
UUAUUUAUCCUAACCCUUCUAAUGGUGAGACUUAAGCCGUGACCUGUCUUCCCUCUUAGAAGAAAAUAGGUCUGCAGUUGCCGGAGAAGAUAUAACCACCGUCGCUGAAGACAGAGCCGCUGUUAGAGAAGACAGAUCGACGGAGACCUGCCGAAGAAGACAAAUCGACGGAGAUUCGUAGGAGAAGAAGACAGAUAGUAUGGCAUGUCCAUGGUGGGAUGAUUACAAGCGUGUGGGAGGGUCUAGCUUUAAGAGGCAUGAGAAGCUGGAGGAUAAGAAUCAUGAGGCUUACAAGGAUCAGAGCCAUGAGAAGCACAAGGGUAAGAACCAUGUUCAUGAAGGGAAUAAAAGAGAGAACAAGGUAGGCAACCAUAAUGGGAAGGUGAAAAAACAGAAAGAGCCAGAAAAAAGCUAUGAGCAGGGAUAUAACAAUGGCUAUGUAGAGGGCUAUGGACAUGGAUAUGGGGAUGGCUAUGUCAGUGGUUAUGAAAACUCUAGGGGCAGUGUGAUUGAUAAUGGUCAAAGUGGUGAAGAUAGCAGGAAGAAGAGUGAACAUAGUGGUGAGUCUGAUUAUGAUAGUGGUGAGUCUUAUGAUAGUGGUGAAGAUAACUGUAAGAAGAGUGAACAUAGUGGUGAGUCUUAUGAUAGUGGUGAGUUUUAUGAUAGUGGUGAGUCUGAUUAUGAUGGCUAUGAAAAUGGUUGUGAAUCUGAAUAUGGUGGCUGGAAUAAUGACAGUGAUUAAGAUCUUCUACUGCUUUUAAGUUAAGGUGUGGUUGUAGAACUUUAAUAGUACUGAAGACCUUUGUUUUGGGUGUCACACCUUAGUGUCAGAGACAAUGGAUUAGAAAUUAUGUAUGAUAAUUAGUUACUGAUGUUGAUGUUUAAGUUUUAGAAUAGUGAUUUUCAGUUAUAUGGAGUUAUGAACAUGUUGAAAAAUAGUUAAAACUAUGUUAUCGGUGUGAAACAAAUACUCAGUUGGUGUAUUGUGACUUAGUUUAAUAUAAAUCUUAAGUUUGUUUGUGUUUA